This is a messenger RNA of Oryzias melastigma (Indian medaka), 2456 nucleotides long. Its product is annotated as endophilin-A2. Bases 151 to 1251 code for a protein of 366 amino acids. Gene Ontology annotation, molecular function: protein binding. NCBI's taxonomy places the organism in Eukaryota, Metazoa, Chordata, Actinopteri, Beloniformes, Adrianichthyidae. The transcript is spliced from 9 exons. Gene Ontology annotation, cellular component: cytoplasm; presynapse; glutamatergic synapse. Gene Ontology annotation, biological process: synaptic vesicle uncoating. The record is from RefSeq and is a predicted model, not a curated record.
ACUGUUCGCCCUGCAGGUUCCUCCUCAUCCACAGUACAAAGUCUUGAGACGAACGACUGGAGCGCCUCGGAGUUCUGACACUUCUCACCAUCUGUUUGGCACGGAUUUUUCCUCCACUUUAGAUCGGGUUGAAACACUUGACGGUACAAGAUGUCCGUCGCUGGAUUACGGAAGCAAAUUAACAAAGCAACUCAGAUGAUAAAUGAGAAAGUUGGAGGUGCAGAGGGAACCAAACUCGAUGAAGAUUUCAAGGAACUUGAAAGGAAAGCUGACAUCACCAGCAAAGCUAUGCUGGAGGUCAUCAGUAAAACAACAGAAUAUCUCCAGCCCAAUCCAGCAACAAGGGCUAAGCUCACCAUGCUCAACACCGUGUCCAAAAUUCGAGGCCAGGUGAAUAGUCCGGGCUACCCGCAGCCCGAGGGCCUUCUGGGAGAAGCCAUGUCAAAAUAUGGUCGCGAUAUGGGAGAUGAUACCAACUUUGGUGGAGCUCUGUUAGAUAUUGGAGAAACGAUGAAGAGGAUGGCUGAGGUCAAGGACUCUCUGGACAUUGAUGUGAAGCAGAACUUUAUUGACCCACUGCAGGCCGUUGCUGACAAAGAUAUCAAAGAUAUUCAGCACCACCUGAAGAAGCUGGAGGGCCGCCGUCUCGACUAUGAUUACAAAAAGAAGCGUCAAGGUAAAAUCCCAGAUGAGGAGAUCAGGCAGGCGCUGGAGAAGUUCCACGAGUCCAGGGAUCUGGCCGAGACCUCCAUGUAUAACCUGCUGGAAACUGAUGUGGAGCAGGUGAGUCAGCUGUCAGCUUUUGUGGACUCUCUGCUUCAGUACCACCAGCAGGCCUCACAAAUCCUGGAGGAGCUCAACGGCCGGCUAAAAGAAAGGGUCGCUGAUGCUCAGUCCCGUCCCAAACGAGAGAUGCCCAAAAAAAGACAGGAGUCUUUUGACUAUGGACCGGAACAGGACCACUCAAACGGAGGAUAUCAACCCGCUGCCAUAAACCCUCCAAGUUAUUCUGCCGCCGCCAAAUCCCCGCCCUUCCAAAGACCGUCUGUCAAGAAAAAGCCAACGGAGCCAUGCUGUAAAGCCAUGUACGACUUCGAGCCGGAGAAUGACGGAGAGCUGGGCUUUCGCGAGGGAGACAUCAUCACCUUGGUCUCUCAAAUCGAUGAGAACUGGUAUGAGGGAAAGUUACAAGGAAGAUCUGGAUACUUUCCCACCAACUACGUCCAAGUGAUGGUGCACCUGCCAUACUGAACAGAAUAAAGAGAACAUCACAAAAACUAAAUAAAAAAUAGGAUGAUAGAAAUGUAAAAAUGCCAACCAAUAGAUCCUAUUUUCUUCACUGCAAUGAAAGUGGGUAAAAAAGCAAGAAAGUGGCCAAAUCUUUGUGUCUUUGUAGUACAAGAGUACAUGGGACUGUUCUGCAAUGCAUUUACAGUUAAGAACACGUUAAUUGUGAAGGGAUGCGUAUUAAGUGAAAGGGAUUGCAUAAUGUUUUAGGUGCAUUUAACUUGUCCUGAGUCUUUAUAGUCUUUUGCACCCAUGCAACUUUGCACACUACAGCUCCUCAACCAAAGCUGGAGGUGAAAAAGGAAAACAUCUACAUAUAACACUAUUCAACUUUGACUUUUUGUUUAUUCUGUAAGUUUUCUCUUUUAUAUUGGAACUACUCACUAUGAUAGUUGUGUCUUAUUUAUAAGCAAACAAAGGAGGCUGUCCUUUAGGGAAUGAAAACACCUCCACUGCCAUCUGCUGGUACUGUUCAACAGACCUGUCCUCGCUCAUGAAUAGAGUCAAAAUGCCUUCAUUUCUUCUGGAUUUUGCAUAAUAAACCAUUAUGGAUGGCAUCUCCCAAAUUUAUGGGAUUUCAAAUACUCUGUACAGUUUCUGUCCACCAACUUUGAAAAUAUCAGCUUUAUUUCUUGGGAACACUACUUUGACGUUACAUUUAUCCCACUUUGUACUCCAACUAAGUCUUUGUACCUUUUUAAAUACCUUUUUAAAUAAUUUAAAAACGGUACUGCUUUAGUUCAUAGAGCUGCACGAUCAUAAUCGAGUUUUGUUUAUAUAAAAAAUGCAAUAUAGGCUUAGAUUUCAACCCACCCCCACAUUGAACAGCUAUAACUCCUGUUUUUUUCCCAGGCUCUAUUGAUGCUGCGGGCAGUGUCACUCUGUCUUUCAAGGCUUUUGCUGAAUUGUUUGUGUUUUUACUUUUUCCCCCCUUCAGUUUGCUCUGAUUUGCAGCAUGGAAAUUAAAAAGAAGUGCGCUUGGCGUUCUGGAAGCUGUCUCCGUUUUCAGACAGAAACUCCCUCCAGAAACGCGGCCUUGCAGGGAUUGUAGUCUGAAUUUACAAACAAGAAAGGUCUGCACACAAUGUGUGGUUUCAGUGCCAAUUAAGCCUAUAACAGGCGAAUGAGGAGCUUGUCAGGCUUUGUGCUCUCGCCUAAAAUGCCAACUU